Molecule: messenger RNA, 4344 nt
Organism: Mauremys reevesii (Reeves's turtle)
Lineage: Eukaryota; Metazoa; Chordata; Testudines; Geoemydidae
Product: serine-aspartate repeat-containing protein I-like
Exons: 3
Coding region: 2083-4344 (753 amino acids)
Source: RefSeq, a predicted model, not a curated record
AGUCACCAGUGGCACUGCACAACAAAUAUUUGAUUCAUCUGAAAAUCCAGGCAGGGAUUUAGGGAGCCAGACCGUGAUUUCCUGCAUUGGAAUCUGGCCAAGAAACCAAGGCAAACACUCCCGCUCUUGAGAAAAGGGUCCAGGGACCUCUAGGGAUGGAGCAUGGGUUCUGAACUGCCUCAGAAGCUAGAGUAUCGCCAGUCCCAUUGCCUGCAGCACCUGGUUUCUCUUGGAGGUCUCCCAUCUAAGCGUUGACCUGGCCUGGUCAUGCUUAGCUCUGAGAGCUAACACCAGGCCUCAGUAGUGUGGCUUCGGGCUGUGAAGUCUCAGUACAUUGAAACCUGAUCACUGUGUGCUAUUGCUGGGGUAGUUUGAUAUUUCAGAUCAAUAGCUGGGUGUAUCCAGAGUGAGUUGUUAUUUGCUGCAGUUCUCACCUCCCACGGCACCAGCCAGCUAGAUGGAGCAAUUAACUCAGUGGUGUUUUCAGUGUAACAACGAUUAAUAACAACAAUGCAGGAUAAACAACUGACUGUUUGGGAUGAAAGCCAUGAAGCUGCAAGGUGUGGAAUACUGGAAAUGCAAUAGAAGAAGGUGGAUCACUCAGUGCUGGCAUCAGAAUUGAGCCACAGCCGGGAAGAGUGGAGCAAACCUGUACUUAAAACCUGCUUCUUGCAAGGAGCCUUCCCACACAGAUUUCCUCAGCAGCCUCCCACCCCGAAUAGCUGCCUCUCUCCCUGAGCCUGACUGGAAGCACUCUGAGGAAGGGAUCUUGUCUUUCUAGGUUUCAUGUGAAGAGCCACAUACUGGUUCAGAGGUAUAGAAAUAAUGUCCAGUUCCAACCAAUUCCCCCUGCAUACCUUGCUCCUCGGGGCUCGGGGGAAUAAGAACUAUUGCCCGGCCAAAAAGCUGCAGCUUUCAUACAUCAGCCAUUUCUGGGCCUGGAAUCUCAUCUCCUGCUCGUGCCUGGUGCAUUUGUGUCCUGUGCAGGCUGAUGGUGAGGACCUCCUGACAUACUUCACCCCCCAUUCUCUCACCCACCCUCCUGUUGGCCAGUUAAUUGAGUGGGGAGGUUUUCUCUACUUGUCUGCCCUCAAAUGCUCUGGGCCAGAGUCUGACCUGAGUCACACUUGUGUAAAUCCAGAGUAACUCUAUUUAAAUCAGUUACUGUCCCAGUAAUGGAAGCCAUGGUCUGACCCACUAACUGGUACAGCUUGGAGACAGUCCAUCAGCCUGAAAUCACACCCAAGGAAAAGGAGGGUAAAUUUGGUGACAAUAUAUUUAAUUUUUAAUUUACUCAUGAAUAACAACCCACCAGAUCCCCUCGCGGUAGUCAGAGGUGGGGCUGCAGAUACCAGUUGUGGCAGUUUGUAACUUGAGUGUGGAAGCCCCAUAUAGAGCCCAGUUUUUUGAACCCCUUUCUCCCUCAGCGUGAAGUCUAGCUGUCAGUAGUAGGGGCUGGGGGAGGUCACUUUCUUUUGGUCUGACCUCAGCCCUGGGGUAGAGCUAGCACUGCCUGUACCUGGCCUUUUGUCUUCUCAGAGUGCUCAACUCGCCAGUCGGCCACAUUACCCAGGGGGACUCUGCUGCUGGGUUCAGAGCAAGGGAGCAGCGUGAGCCCUAAUUCCACCUGCUGCUGUGGGAAACCGGUUCCUGUCCUUGCUACGGUCCUGGGGCUGUUGGCUCUCAACUUGGGGAAAGGGCUGCUCAGCCUUGCCUUUGCUCUGGUGAUUGUCGUCAUUCUGAAAGGAAAGAGAAGGAAAAAAGUAGGAGAAAGCCUUUAAGGAAGAAAUGAGAAGACGAUGGAAAGAGAGAGAUUUGCUUUUUUGACAGAGGACUUGGAACUUGCUUGCAUGAACUAGGAGCAGCUGCAUUUGCAGCUCGAACCUUUAGCACUGGAUCCAUGGCACAGCUUCUCCUCUCUCUGGUAAUGAACCAGGGAAGCACAUAUCAGAAGAAGAUGAGCCAAAGGAAAAACUUCUGUUGCGGGUAACACAACCGGUGUCUGGAGCAGAACCUGGAUUUGAUGAAAUACCUGUGUCUGGCGGAGAAGAUGAUGAUGAUGGGAGGGCUGAAGACUCCAACAUGAGGGCUUACAGAUCGAACGGGGCUGAUAACUUUAAUGGGGGAGAUUGGUCUGAUGUGAGGAAUGCUGACUUUCCUAGUGCUGAUGACUUUGCUGGGGGAGAUGGGUCUGAUGUAAGGAAUGCUGAGUUGGCUGGGGCUAAUGACAUUUCCAGCCAAGAUGAGUCUGACGUGAGCAAUAGUGACUUUGCCAGGGCUGAUGACUUUGCCGGGGGAGAUGACGACGCUGACCUGAGCGAGGAUGACUUUGCCGGGGGAGAUGACGACGCUGACCUGAGCGAGGAUGACUUUGCCGGGGCUGGAGAUGAUGACGCUGACCUGAGCGAGGAUGACUUUGCCGGAGGAGAUGAUGAUGCUGACCUGAGCGAGGAUGAUUUUGCCGGAGAAGACGACACUGACCUGAGCGAGGAUGACUUUGCCGGAGGAGACGAUGAUGCUGACCUGAGCGAGGAUGAUUUUGCCGGAGAAGACGACGCUGACCUGAGCGAGGAUGACUUUGCCGGGGCUGGAGAUGACGACACUGACCUGAGCGAGGAUGACUUUGCCGGAGAAGACGACACUGACCUGAGCGAGGAUGACUUUGCCGGGGCUGGAGAUGACGACGCUGACCUGAGCGAGGAUGACUUUGCCGGGGCUGGAGAUGACGACGCUGACCUGAGCGAGGAUGACUUUGCCGGGGCUGGAGAUGACGACGCUGACCUGAGCGAGGAUGACUUUGCCGGAGGAGACGAGGACGCUGACCUGAGCGAGGAUGACUUUGCCGGGGCUGGAGAUGACAACGCUGACCUGAGCGAGGAUGACUUUGCCGGAGGAGAUGAGGACGCUGACCUGAGCGAGGAUGACUUUGCCGGGGCUGGAGAUGAUGACGCUGACCUGAGUGAGGAUGACUUUGCCGGAGGAGACGAUGAUGCUGACCUGAGCGAGGAUGACUUUGCCGGAGGAGAUGAGGACGCUGACCUGAGCGAGGAUGACUUUGCCGGGGCUGGAGAUGACGACGCUGACCUGAGCGAGGAUGACUUUGCCGGGGCUGGAGAUGAUGACGCUGACCUGAGCGAGGAUGACUUUGCCGGAGGAGACGAUGACGCUGACCUGAGCGAGGAUGACUUUGCCGGGGCUGGAGAUGACGACGCUGACCUGAGCGAGGAUGACUUUGCCGGGGCUGGAGAUGACGACGCUGACCUGAGCGAGGAUGACUUUGCCGGAGGAGAUGAGGACGCUGACCUGAGCGAGGAUGACUUUGCCGGAGAAGACGACGCUGACCUGAGCGAGGAUGACUUUGCCGGGGCUGGAGAUGACGACGCUGACCUGAGCGAGGAUGACUUUGCCGGCGCUGGAGAUGACGACGCUGACCUGAGCGAGGAUGACUUUGCCGGGGCUGGAGAUGAUGACGCUGACCUGAGUGAGGAUGACUUUGCCGGAGGAGACGAGGACGCUGACCUGAGCGAGGAUGACUUUGCCGGGGCUGGAGAUGACGACGCUGACCUGAGCGAGGAUGACUUUGCCGGGGCUGGAGAUGACGACGCUGACCUGAGCGAGGAUGACUUUGCCGGGGCUGGAGACGACGACGCUGACCUGAGCGAGGAUGACUUUGCCGGAGGAGACGAGGACGCUGACCUGAGCGAGGAUGACUUUGCCGGAGGAGACGAGGACGCUGACCUGAGCGAGGAUGAUUUUGCCGGAGGAGACGAGGACGCUGACCUGAGCGAGGAUGACUUUGCCGGAGGAGACGAGGACGCUGACCUGAGCGAGGAUGACUUUGCCGGCGCUGGAGAUGAUGACGCUGACCUGAGCGAGGAUGACUUUGCCGGAGGAGACGAUGAUGCUGACCUGAGCGAGGAUGACUUUGCCGGGGCUGGAGAUGACGACGCUGACCUGAGCGAGGAUGACUUUGCCGGGGCUGGAGAUGACGACGCUGACCUGAGCGAGGAUGACUUUGCCGGAGGAGACGAGGACGCUGACCUGAGCGAGGAUGACUUUGCUGGAGCAGACGAUGACGCUGACCUGAGUGAGGAUGACUUUGCCGGAGGAGACGAGGACGCUGACCUGAGCGAGGAUGACUUUGCCGGGGCUGGAGAUGACGACGCUGACCUGAGUGAGGAUGACUUUGCCGGAGGAGACGAGGACGCUGACCUGAGCGAGGAUGACUUUGCCAGGGCUGGAGAUGACAACGCUGACCUGAAGGACGGUGACUUUACCGGGGGAGAUGAUGAUUCUUCCCUGCGGGAUGGAGGCUCUGAAGGGGCUGAAGACUGUGAUAAGUGA